This is a messenger RNA of Uloborus diversus, 1692 nucleotides long. RefSeq lists its product as uncharacterized. Bases 295 to 1638 code for a protein of 447 amino acids. Gene Ontology annotation, cellular component: membrane. The record is from RefSeq and is a predicted model, not a curated record. Gene Ontology annotation, molecular function: ligand-gated sodium channel activity. Gene Ontology annotation, biological process: sodium ion transmembrane transport. NCBI's taxonomy places the organism in Eukaryota, Metazoa, Arthropoda, Arachnida, Araneae, Uloboridae. The transcript is spliced from 13 exons.
CUUCUCUUGCCUGGUCAACACAUUUACAUUUGUUUCCGUCGUCAUGACGGCAAUACGUUGUUUAUGUCUCGUUAUUUGCUCCGAAAUUGUUUUCAGUUUUGUUCGGGCUUGAUGCCCUAAGAACUUGUUUUAUUGCUCUGUAUUUGAAUUUGUAUGAAGUGUCAAACAUCAAAGUUGUAUUUAAGUUAAGUGUAUAGGCUAAAUUUAAGCUGUCGGUUAAAUUGCAAAUCUGCGAAAAUAUCAUCCUCAUAGGACCAUCAUCAGACAAGGGUCCAAUCCUACAUAAAAGAAGAAAUGGGCGUGAAAGAAUGCUUUGAGCUUAAAGCUCUGACAUAUUUUAAGAUAAUUGUAGGUAUAAUCUGCAUCUGUGGGUUUCUUUGGCAAACGACUUUGUUUUUGAAGUUUUAUUAUUCAAAUCCAGCUGUGUUAGAUCUACACCUGAUAGCACCGGAAAAGUUUGUAUUUCCUGCCUUUACAUUCUGCAAUGCUAAUUUGAUAAUGAGAAGUAAAUAUUGUGAACAUUAUCCAGACAAAUGCAGCGCUCCAGAAGAUAUGGAAACAUUCUGUGAGCGAUAUUCACAUUACUGUGAGAAGGUAGAGGAUCCCCUGAAAGCAAAUGUGUCAUGGCGGUUUGAUGAUAACUUUUUGAUUCCUAAAAAAGACACUCGCUAUCUUCGUGAUGUGGUUCCAACAAAAUCUCUAAACUCUUUCACUCAAAAUGUCUCGGAUUUUGUUUUUACAUCUCUAGGAAAGGAUGACAUAGAUGGUCCAUAUUUCUAUGAAAAACCCGGAAGAUCUCAACUAAUUCCUUGUUACACGCAGUAUUCCAGAGUUGAUAGCGAUCAGGAACCACACAUGUCUUUGUUUGCUCCGUUUGUAUUAUUCUCCAAACAGACUUCUGAAUACCCAGCAAUGAUUACUACACUGAGCCUUGUCAUUGAACCAAAAGAAUAUCUCAGUCCAAAAAUGAAACCAGGAGCUUAUUUUACUGUGCAUUCUCCUUAUGAAGCUGUUAAUCCGCAUUAUAAAGGAGUUUUUAUGGAAGCUGGAAAAAAAUAUCACGUCCAUAUAAAGCUGGAAGAAGAUCACCUUCUUACUCCUCCUGAGAAUGAUUGUGUGGAUUACAUUGAGCGUUGGAAAAGUGCCGGCAAAAAAGGACCAAGAUCACAGAAGAUGUGCAUGGAAAAGUGCAGUCUUGAGUAUGAAAUAGUUUGUUGCGGAUGUAUUUCUCGUAGCAUAAUGUUCCCAACUCAGCAUCAGAAAUGUUUAUUUAACAAACAAAGUUACUGCAUAACAGGAAACGAUCCAAUUGACGAGUAUCGAAAGUGUAACUCUUCUUGCAAUAGACCCUGUUCGAACUUGAAGUUUCAUUACACAGUCGAAGAACGUCCCGAAAUAGGAAAGCUAUUUUUCGAUGAUGACUGGGCUGCCAGAAUGACAUAUGUUAGUGUUUAUAUGGAGGAUCCUUAUAUCACUGUUCGAUCACAAAAACCUUUGCUAAUGGUGGAAUCUUGCAGCUACGUUGGCGGAUUUUUGUGUUUCUGGCUGUGUAUUUUUGUUUUGUUUACCCAAGUUGCCCGAUUGAUUCACCAACUUCUGGUUUCAUAUAUUGAGAAACGCCAUCCCGUUGUUUCUUAAAGAGCCUAAUGAAAAGAAAAAUGUAUUAGUUAACUUCACAAAAUAAAAAGGAAA